GAGAGAGUUCAGGUCACAGGAUGCAUCUGUAGUCUGGCUGUACUCUGGAGUGAUUUCAUGAAGCCUCUCUGAAAUGAGGAUCCACGGGAGUCUCAACAUGGGAAGGUUCUCUGUCAAGGUUAAAGUCUGUGUUUUAAUUUCUUGGGCUCUGACGUUGGCCUGCAGCGCUGCAGAGCAGGACUUCUUCACUCAGUCGAAGCCCCUCACCUGGGACGAGGCCAGGGAACACUGCCAGGAGUGUUUCAAAGAUCUGGUGACGCUGACUCCUGAAAACAUCCAAGCCAUCGCCAAGAAGCUCACCUCUGAGCACUGGGUCGGCCUCCGCAAGAACCCCCACUCCUCCGGCAACUCCAGUGUGCUCUGGUCCCACUGGGCCAACGGGGAUCCCCUCACCUUUCAGAACUGGUACCCCGGCUGGCCCGUGGUCAACUCCACCAGAGGCUGCUGCAGCUGCUCCUGCUCCUGCCCGGCAAUGACCAACUCCACCGGGUUCACAGAAUUAGGAACAGCAAAUGUGACGAGCUUUAGCGGGCCGGGAGGAUUCACAACCGAAGACGUGACAAGUUCUGGUAGACUGACAAACACCUCAGUAUCCACCGCGGCCGCGCCCAUGACGACCAGGCUGCCGUCAGUGGAAGCAGCAUGUGGGCAGUCGCUGGUUGACACUGAUGAGAGGUAUAUUGAAGACUCCUGUGUGGCCAUGCUCAGCUUUGGGGCCUGGGUGGAAAAGACCUGUUCGGAACACCUGCCUUUUAUAUGCUAUGAAGAACGUUUCUUAAGCAAAGCCAGCGUGACCAACGUGACUACCAGCAGCGCCGGCCUCACAUGGAGGCCCGGCCCUAACGUCAGCGAUUACCGCUUGGAGGUCAGGGGCGACAAAAACCUGACGGAAAAUCUGACUGAUUUGGCCUAUGACCUCGUCAACCUGACGGCGGGCACCAAAUACUCAGUCCAGGUGGUCCCCGUGAAGUGUGACAGAGACCUCCACUCGCAGAAGGUCAUGUUCUACACCACACCCCGCAAAGUUGAAAACCUCACAGUCGCCAAGGUGACAGAAACGUCUGUCUCCCUGAGCUGGAGCAAACCAGCCGGAAACGUGCAUUUCUAUCUUAUUGAGGUCCAGGAUCGGCACUUCAGAAGCCUCACAGAGGGCAUCGAGGUCGGCAGGUUGACGCCUGGAAACCUUUACGCCUUCACCAUCCUCUCAGGAGUUGAGAACAACUUGAGUGAAGGAUCCGUCAUCACAGCAUACACCAAGCCCGGGAGAGUGUCCGACCUGACGGCGUCUGAUUUUACAACCAGCUCUCUGAAGCUGAACUGGCUGCCGCCCGAAGGAAACACCACAGGCUUCAGGGUGGCGGCUAUGAACGACAGUGAUGAAGUAUUGUUUGAUGAAGUGGUGAACCGAACAAAAGUGCGUGUAGCGCGUCUGCCGAUGGCCACCAGGAUAACCUGCAGCGUGACGGCGCUGGCCAACGGCACUCUGGAGGGAGACAACGUGACCGUGGUCAGCUACACUGCUCCUGGACCGAUUUCAAACCUGACUUUGACCACGACGCAUGACUCCCUCAAUGCCACCUGGAGCCCCAACCACAACCCUAAACCUGACGGUAAUUUAACAUUUUUCACCAUCGAGCUCCAGCUGGGUGGCAAAAUUGUAGAAACAGCAGACAAGCUAGCAGAGCCGAAGAAGCACUUUGAUGGACUGAAGUCUUCAGCCAAUUACACGGUGAUCGUCUACAUGGUUAACGGACAUCUCAAAGGCCCGCCGGUGGAGAGCUCCAGCUUCACCUUGCCUUCGAUGCCCACUGACGGCACAGUCAUCUCCUUUGGUAAAAAAUACAUCACGCUGCAGUGGGAGGCCCCUGCCAACACCGCAGCAGUCAACUACUCUGUCAAAAUCAGCUCCAGCUUCUGGGGCCACAGCAGCUCUGUCUUAGUGGAUAACAGAACCAACCACACGUUCCGUGGCUUGGUGUCUGGGACCAGGUACGAGUUUGAGGUGCGGACAGAGGUGAACGGCAUGUCGAGUCCUCCAUUAAAUGUGUCACAUUUCACAGCUGCAGAGAAAAGGGAAGUCAGUCUGUCCAUGUUGUGCUCUUCGGCAGAACCUCUCCUCUGUGAAAAAAACACCACAAGGGAACAUAUAUUUAUUCAGUUGCAGGACCAUUUCAAAGAGCUGCUGAGAGAUGGUAUUUUCUGGGAGCUCAAGGAACAAGAAACUGAAAACUAAAGAAGAGAAACACUUUUUUAAGAAUUUGAUUGAAUUUGAUUAGAAUUGGUGAAGGUGUUUUAGACAGAUCUCUGUCUUGGUUUUUUUUGGAAACGUUAUAACGUGAAAAGCUUUUGCAUCGCACUGCUAGUCAGUUAAAUCACAAGAAUUAAGAAAUUAUAGUUUGGUGUUUUGUGAUUUUAAAUCUGGUUUUGAUUCUUGUAAUGUGCACUCACAGUCAGUCUUUAGUAUUCGGAAUUUUCAUGAUCUAAAAGUGCAAAAUCUAUGGCCCAUUUCCAAGUCAUGAUUAAAAUAAUAAUGAAUCCAAAUUAUUAUCAUAAAUUAUUAUGAAACUCAGAUAAAAUUAUGACAUAAUUAAUUAAAAUUUCAUUUAUUUUUAGUCUUGUCUUCCAAAAAGUUUUCCCAGCUGCUCAUCACAGCGACCUUAUUUAAAGCCUUUACUGAAUAGAAUAUGUGUGCAUGAAUAUGUACUGAUAACAAUGUCUGUGCAAGGUGAACUCCAACUUUAGUGCUUCCUCCGUGCACUUUGUUGCAAAUAAGACAAUAUGUGUAAUCAACUAUGGUUAAAUAAAUAAUAGCAGUGCAUACUCCUCCUCUUUUAUUUAUUUAUUUUUUGUUCCAAUUUGAUCCAUUAGAACAGAUAUUAGGGAACAAGUAGCACAUUCAACUCUCAGCUUCAGCGAGCUUCAAUUCACAAGAAGAGCAGAACACAUGCAAAACAGGGAAGUCGCACACUCGUCCCAUUUCCAACAGUUAAAGGCACAUUUUUGCAUCUUUUAUGCACAACAAACAAACCUGACUACAGACGAAAGUGCGAAUCACCUUGACCUGAUGGCUUUGUUUGAUAAUGAGAAGAUAAUCAACAGAUAGGCAGCAGAUAGAUGAGAUCAGUUCAGCAGAUAAACUGACGACAAAGCUGUCGCAGGAGGUUUGGGCUGUUCAUCAGCACACAAAACACCUCCAGGGGCCCAAGAUGGUGCUGUUAUAAAUAGUGACUGCGCAUGCUGCUGGUACUCUGCGCACCCUGCCAGCUUCCUCUGUUGAACUUUAUUUUAGAGAGAACGUCUGUAAUAUGAGGAAGGGGCGGAGUGGUCGCACCCCGU
Messenger RNA from Chelmon rostratus (copperband butterflyfish), 3336 nucleotides. RefSeq names its product receptor-type tyrosine-protein phosphatase eta. Lineage: Eukaryota; Metazoa; Chordata; Actinopteri; Chaetodontiformes; Chaetodontidae. Gene Ontology annotation, biological process: cell-substrate junction assembly; nervous system development; heart development. Gene Ontology annotation, molecular function: integrin binding; proteoglycan binding. The transcript has 12 exons. The record is from RefSeq and is a predicted model, not a curated record. Bases 74 to 2233 code for a protein of 719 amino acids.